UAAUACAAAUAAACACAACAUGCUUAUCUGAAGUUAUUUUCAGAGGAAUUUACACUGGAAGCACAGUCUUUCCUGACAAAAAUGAAAGUUUAGGACUGCAUAAGCAAUUGACUGGAAAACUGGAGACUGAGAACAACUUAGCUUUUGUGACUGAUAAUUAGGAGCAUUUAAUAAAACUGGACCACAAGUGUUUUGAAGAUGGGUCACAGGUGAGAAGGCAGACAUUUGAGAAUUAAAAAAAUGACAAGUCAAGACAAAAAGGGAUUUGAACUUAAACAGUUCUUAUUGUCAUUUUCAGCAAGCCCAACUAAAAGAAACUGAUGUUGAUGCCAGGUCCAGGAAGUAUCAGUAGCUUGGUGACACCAUCAUGGUCAAUGUGACACUCAAUGGAACUUGGGACGGGGAUCAUGUUGAGUACAACUAUCUGGCUCUUCUGUUUGGGAUUCUGCUUAUCCUUAUCAUUAUUCUGGGGAACAUCCUGGUCUGCCUAAGUGUGCUGACAGAACGAUCUCUGAAAACUGCCACUAACUACUUCAUUGUCAGCCUGGCUGUCGCAGACCUCCUCCUUGCCAUAUUGGUCCUUCCAUUGUAUGUCUACUCAGAGUUUCUGGGUGGUAUAUGGACCCUAAACACCUCUAUCUGUGAUGCACUGAUGACCAUGGAUGUAAUGCUCUGCACAGCCUCCAUCCUCAACCUUGGAGCAAUCAGUGUUGAUAGGUACAUUGCAGUGGUAGUUCCUCUGAAGUACAACAGGAAUCAAUUCAGCAUGCAACAGCUGGUCCUAAUCACGGCAACCUGGGUCCUAUCUUUUGGGGUAGCCAGCCCAGUUAUCUUCGGCUUGAACCGUGUCCCCCAAAGGAAUCCUCACAUCUGCAAGCUGGAGGAUGACAACUUUGUGGUCUACUCCUCUGUGUGUUCCUUCUUUGUGCCUUGUCCAAUCAUGCUGCUGCUCUAUUAUUGGAUGUUCCGUGGACUGAAGAGGUGGAGUGCCAGUCGCAAGUCAAACCUAAUGCAUGAGGAGCGGAAGUUCUCCCUUAGCCUGAAGGGCCUGAGCAGGGAGAGGAGGGAGAAGGUGAAGUACCUGAUGCCCAACCUCAGCCCCACCACGGCCAAUCAGACAACCUUGCCUGAGAAUGACUUGAUCACAACCCAACGGGACAGCACAUCUGAGGCAGAGGCUCAGGAACAGAUGAAAGAAGCUAGUCCCAAAGAGAAUGGAUUCAAACAAAACCACUGUUCCAGCAAGGGGUCUCAAAGUAAGAGCCAUAGAGUGAGUGGCAGGGAGCGUAAGGCCAUGAAGGUCCUGCCCAUCGUUGUAGGUGUGUUUCUGGCGUGCUGGACACCAUUCUUUGUGGUCCAUGUGACCAAGGUUCUUUGUCAAUCCUGUGAUAUUGGGCCCAUGUUGAUAAGUGUGGUAACGUGGCUGGGUUAUGUGAACAGUGCAGUGAAUCCCAUUAUCUAUACAGCCUUCAACACUGAAUUCAGGAAUGUCUUUCAGAAACUGUUAUGCUGUCAGACAUGAAG
Polyodon spathula (Mississippi paddlefish) is the source of this 1524-nucleotide messenger RNA. RefSeq names its product D(4) dopamine receptor-like. The record is from RefSeq and is a predicted model, not a curated record. Gene Ontology annotation, biological process: adenylate cyclase-inhibiting dopamine receptor signaling pathway; adenylate cyclase-activating adrenergic receptor signaling pathway. The transcript has 5 exons. Gene Ontology annotation, molecular function: dopamine neurotransmitter receptor activity, coupled via Gi/Go; G protein-coupled receptor activity. Lineage: Eukaryota; Metazoa; Chordata; Actinopteri; Acipenseriformes; Polyodontidae. Bases 368 to 1522 code for a protein of 384 amino acids. Gene Ontology annotation, cellular component: plasma membrane.